Sus scrofa (pig) is the source of this 11305-nucleotide messenger RNA. Lineage: Eukaryota; Metazoa; Chordata; Mammalia; Artiodactyla; Suidae. The record is from RefSeq and is a predicted model, not a curated record.
GUUGGGGGGGACUGGGAUGGGACAUUAGGCAUGUGUUUGACAGUGUGUGAUGAGAUAUGUCCGUGAGUGGUGGGGAUGAAGCCUGCUUGUUGUAGGUUCUAGAUAGUGGGUCAGCAGGGGACAGAACCGUGACCACAAGGAUAGACAAUUCUUUUGGGGAGUGGGGUAAACCCGUCAGAGAGGAUGGGGACAGGGCAGGGUUUUAAAGAUGAAAAAGUUUAUGUUGAUGGAAUAGUUCAGUUUUGGGGGGAGGGCUGAUGCAGGAGACAGUGUGUCGUGGAGUAAGGAGGGGGAUAGGAUCGCACAGGUGCAGGCUUGCUUAGGUGGGUGUGUGGACGGCUGUCUAUCCAUCGUCACAGGAGCAAAGGCAGAUGAGAUGGGUAUUGGCGUUAAUGGUAGGAGCUCUUGGAAGAAUGCCAAGAAGGUGAUGAAGCUGAAAACCACAUCAGAAGAGAAGUGGUUGGAGGAACUGAGGAGAUAGCAAAUAUUUGGAUGGCUGGCCUGUAAAAGAGGAAGGAGUGUGGGGGAUGGGAGUGUUCUGGAUGCCUCCAACAAUUAAGACUCUGGGCAGAAUGAUUGUGUCUUCCACCUAGAAAUUGCAUCCUUGGGAGGUUAACGUUUCAAGCUGCUCAGAGAUUGUGGAGACUGUGUCACAAGGUAGAAGGUGCCUGUCAUUGGAGCUGUUGAGGGCGGUACAUAGAAGAGGCAGGUGUGGAAUGACUGAUCAGACUAAAGGGAUCCCUCAGAUCCCACCAGCCUUGGCUGACAUGGAUUUUUGUGAUUCCUGGCAGUUGGCAGACCAAACAACCAGGAAACCCCAGACUCGCUGCCACAGUCUGUUGCCAGUGGUUUGUGUGUUUGGGCAACAUUCCAGCUUUCCAGGCAGAUUCUGCCCCUGGGAGCGGAGGUAUUUGAGGUGCCACCCCACAGUUCUGCAGCUGUCUUAUGGGGGUAUUUGUACCCCUUUGGGCUGCCGCAGCUUUGCUGAUCUCUGGGAACCUGUCCAGCAGUGGGCUCUUGGUUGUUAGGUGCCGCCGCCAGGCAGGCCACUUCUUGAGUCUACACACAUGCAGGUGGCUGGGUAGCUCUUUCAUCAGCAAAACCUCUUUGAGCACCUACUAUGCCUGGAAUGGGAUCAUAGUGCUGAGCAAAGUGGAUUGGAGCCGCCCUUGUGGAGAAAAAUAGUAUUUGACUGUGCUUUCCCACAGCCUCAUGGAGCCUUUCUCCCUAGCCAGAGGCCCUCACCUGGAUGGCCUGGAUCAUAACAAUGCUCUCUGAUGUGUAGGAGGGAAGGCCUUGGUCCUUUGGUCUCUGCAACUCUGUACUCUUGGUGGUGGGCAGCUGGGGUUUGCCUCCUGCCCUGCCCCGAGUCCAGUGGAGGCAGUGAGUGGAGGAACAUGGGGUGAUUCAGCAGUGCUUCAUAGUCGCCUCCCAAGGGGUGUCUUGUAGCUGGGAGUGCUCAGCCUUUUAUGGCCACUUGUAGAAUUACUGUGACACCAGACACCCGCUUACCUCCACUCAUGAGAGGAGCUGACACAGUGAUAGGUGUGAGAAGAAGAAUCUUGUACUGCAUGUCCUUACUAAAUUCACUCAGGCUCUUUUCCUGAUGGAUGUGCUCUUAUUUCUGAAGCUUUAUUCUCAAGAUGGUUCUUCCUUCAUAAUGGCUCAGGCCUUGGGUUCUGGAUACACAACAUGGCUGUGCUGCUUUCCUGCUGUGUGACUUUUAAAAAACUUCUUUAAGCAGAGAUUUCCUGUCUGCAGUUGCAGGUAACAGAUUGUGGUGAGGUUGGAGGUAAAGUAUGGAUCUGACCUCCAGUAACUGUUUAGAAAACACCUUUCUUGUUGUAACAUCAAUGUCUGGCAGCAACUUGCUGACACAGGUCUUAUUCCUUUAGCCCCUCCUGCCCGAAGCUGUCACCACACCUUCUAGGAGAGACGGAAUAGAGAGAGUGGAACAAAGGAAGUUUCACCAUCUUUCUUUCUUUCAAAAGACAGAACUAUUUGAGUUUUCUCAUUCUCUUCUACAAGUAGCAUUUAUUUAGCUGACGGUAACCUUUGUUGAUGGGAUUAUAAACUAGUAGAUAAUAAUACUGCUACUGCCCUUUACUGGGUCUUGUAAUGUUCUCAGUGCUCACUGCUGAACAUUUUGCAUUCAUUACCUCAGUUCCUGCAGAACCUGUGAUUUGUUGGGCAUUACCUUCAUUUUGCAGAUAAGGAUACUUCCUGAGACACAGGGGCUUGGCACUGUUCUUUUCAACUCCUUGUUUUUCCAGGUUAUUUGGGGCAGGCAUUGGCAUUUGCAUUGGUGUCAGCCAUUGUGUUUUCUGGUGUUUGGUUCUGACUUGAACUUUUUUGUGUUUAUUUGGGGUGAUAGUCACAAGGCAGAGGUCAAUUCAUUUCUGACUCAUUUCACUUGUCAAUUGUGUCGGUGUUUUUCCUGAACAAAUAGGUACUAGCAAAGAAAGCAAAAUAAAAUGUUUUGAGAAGCUACAACAUAAGGGGUUCGUGUCUUUCAGAAUUGGAGACUUGAGGAGUUCCCUGAUGGCCUAAUGGUUAAGAACUCAGCAUUGUCACUGCUGUGGUGUAGGUUUGAUCCCUGGCCCCAGAGCUUCUGCUUACUAUUAACGUGACCGUGCCAGGUGGAUCAGCAGCCCUCCCGGUGCCCUGCUUGUUGGGGGUGCCGAGAGCGGGGAGACAUGGAGGAGAGUAAGAAUGAGGCAACAAACCGUGCUCAUGUCCUCUUUGACCGGUUUGUGCAGGCCACCACCUGUAAGGGGACCCUCAAGGCCUUCCAGGAGCUCUGUGACCACCUGGAGCUGAAGCCUAAGGACCACCGCUCCUUCUACCACAAGCUCAAGUCCAAACUUAACUAUUGGAGAGCCAAGGCCCUCUGGGCAAAGCUGGACAAGCGGGGCAGCCACAAAGACUACAAGAAGGGGAAAGCGUGCACCAACACCAAGUGUCUCAUCAUUGGAGCUGGCCCCUGUGGUCUCCGCACAGCCAUCGAUUUAUCUUUACUGGGAGCUAAGGUGGUUGUUAUUGAGAAACGAGAUGCCUUCUCACGCAACAAUGUCUUGCAUCUCUGGCCAUUCACCAUACACGAUCUACGAGGUUUGGGUGCCAAGAAGUUCUAUGGCAAGUUCUGUGCUGGAGCCAUCGACCACAUCAGUAUCCGUCAGCUUCAACUGAUACUGUUGAAAGUAGCCUUGAUCCUAGGCAUUGAAAUCCAUGUCAACGUGGAAUUCCAAGGACUUGUGCAGCCUCCUGAGGACCAAGAAAAUGAACGGAUAGGUUGGCGGGCACUGGUGCACCCCAAAACCCACCCUGUAUCAGAAUAUGAAUUUGAGGUGAUCAUUGGAGGAGACGGCCGCAGGAACACCUUGGAAGGAUUUCGUCGGAAAGAGUUUCGGGGCAAGCUGGCCAUUGCCAUUACAGCAAAUUUUAUUAACCGAAAUACAACUGCAGAAGCCAAAGUGGAAGAGAUCAGUGGUGUGGCUUUUAUAUUCAACCAAAAAUUUUUCCAGGAACUGAGGGAGGCCACAGGGAUUGAUUUGGAGAACAUUGUCUACUACAAAGAUGAUACUCACUAUUUUGUUAUGACAGCCAAGAAGCAGAGUUUACUGGACAAAGGGGUGAUACUGCAUGACUAUGCCGACACGGAGCUCCUGCUAUCCCGGGAGAAUGUAGACCAAGAGGCGCUGCUCAACUACGCCAGGGAGGCGGCGGACUUCUCCACCCAGCAGCAGCUGCCAUCCCUGGACUUUGCCAUCAACCACUAUGGGCAGCCUGACGUGGCCAUGUUCGACUUCACGUGCAUGUACGCCUCGGAGAACGCCGCUCUGGUGCGGGAGCACAACGGACACCAGCUCUUAGUGGCUCUGGUUGGGGAUAGCCUCCUGGAGCCUUUUUGGCCAAUGGGAACAGGAAUAGCCCGGGGCUUUCUAGCUGCUAUGGACUCAGCCUGGAUGGUGCGGAGUUGGUCUCUGGGAACGAGCCCCUUGGAGGUCCUGGCAGAAAGGGAAAGCAUCUAUAGGUUGCUGCCUCAGACCACCCCGGAGAAUGUGAGCAAGAACUUUAGCCAGUACAGCAUAGACCCUGUCACAAGAUACCCCAACGUCAACGUCAACUUCCUCCGGCCAAGCCAGGUACGCCAUUUGUAUGAUACUGGAGAAUCAAAAGAUAUUCAUCUGGAGAUGGAGAAUCUAGUGAAUUCCCGGACAACUCCGAAGCUAGCUCGCAAUGAGUCUGUGGCUCGUUCAAGCAAACUGCUAGGUUGGUGCCAAAGGCAGACAGAUGGCUAUGCCGGGGUGAACGUGACAGACCUCACCAUGUCCUGGAAAAGCGGCCUGGCCCUGUGUGCUAUUAUCCACAGAUACCGCCCUGAUCUGAUAGAUUUUGAUUCUUUGGAUGAGCAAAAUGUGGAGAAGAAUAACCAGCUGGCCUUUGAUAUUGCUGAGAAGGAACUGGGCAUUUCUCCCAUCAUGACAGGCAAAGAGAUGGCCUCGGUGGGGGAGCCGGACAAGCUGUCCAUGGUGAUGUACCUGACCCAGUUCUACGAGAUGUUCAGGGACUCGCUCCCCUCCCGAGACGCCUUGGAGCUGAAUGCUGAGGAGAGAGCCAUCCUGAUUGCCAGCACUAAAUCCCCCAUCUCCUUCCUGAGCAAGCUUGGGCAAACCAUUUCUAGGAAGCGUUCUCCCAAGGACAAAAAGGAAAAGGACUUGGAUGGUGCCGGGAAGAGGAGAAAGACCAGCCAGUCAGAAGAGGAGGACGCGCCCCGGGGCUACCGAGGAGGAAGGCCCACACUGGUGAGCACGCUGACCGACCGGAGGAUGGACGUGGCCCUUGGCAACCAGAACAAAGUGAAGUACAUGGCAACCCAGCUGCUGGCCAAGUUUGAGGAGAACGCGCCCCCACAGUCCACGGGCGUGAGGAGACAGCCUACACAAGAGCGUGGGCUCAGCCAGCCGUCCUGCUGUCUACCUGAGCAGGGUCGCCCUGCUCCCACCCCCCGGUGGAAACAGCGACAGGAAAAGGAACGUUCUCGGACCUGCCCCAAAAAAGUGAUCACACUCUCUCCUCCCCCUGUUCCACCUCCCUGUCCGGCACAUGGCGGCCAGCAGACGUGCAGGGAUCUUGAUGCUGACAGCCGUGGCAAGCAGAGUCCCCACCACGAGAGGCCAGAGCCCGAGCCUUCUCGUCGAUUUUUUGUCGACCAGUGGGAGCUUUCUCUAAGCCUCCGCUCCUCCGGCCGCCCCGCCUCUCCCUCCUCUGACUCCCUCCGACAGAAGUAUAUAAAGAUGUACACGGGCGGAGUGAGCUCAUUGGCUGAGCAGAUAGCCAAUCAGCUUCAAAGGAAAGAACAGCCUAAAACCCUUCUAGACAAGAAGGAACUGGGCUCAAUAAAGAAGGAGUUCCCACAGAACUUGGGAGGCAGCGACACGUGCUAUUUUUGUCAGAAGCGAGUCUAUGUGAUGGAGCGGCUGAGCGCCGAGGGCAAGUUCUUCCAUCGGAGCUGCUUCAAGUGCGAGUACUGUGCCACCACCCUGCGUCUGUCCGCCUACGCCUACGACCUUGAGGAUGGUAAAUUCUACUGUAAACCACACUACUGUUACCGGCUGUCUGGCUCCGCACAGAGGAAGAGACCAGCAGUGGCUCCUUUGUCUGGAAAGGAGACCAGGGGACUUCUGCAGGAUGGCCCCACCGCAGACACCAACGGACGGUCCAGCUCCAGUGCCAGCCCUGCCGAGAGAACUCCAGGUUCCAGUGUGAAUGGCCUAGAGGAGCCCAGCAUCGCCAAGCGGCUACGGGGCACCCCAGAAAGGAUUGAGCUGGAGAACUACCGUCUGUCGGUGAGGCAGGCUGAGGGGCUGGAGGAGGUGCCCGAGGAGACACAGGCUGAGCACAACCUGAGCAGCGUGCUGGACACAGGAACAGAGGAGGACGCGGCCAGCAGCAGCUCUGAGUCUGAGAUGGAGGAGGAGGAGGAAGAGGAGGAGCCCCCACUGCCCGCCUCGGACCUGGGCGGCGUUCCCUGGAAGGAGGCUGUGAGGAUCCAUGCUCUUCUGAAAGGAAAGAGCGAAGAGGAGCUGGAGGCCUCUGGGAGCUUUGAGCCUGGAGACGAGGACGACGAGGACGAGGAGGACGAGGAGGAGGAGGAAGAGGAGGAGGACGAGUCCAGUGAAGUGCCCGACCUUCCCUCUGUUCGCCGUGCAGCAGUGCAGGCCUGGCUGGAGUCGGUCUCCGGAGUCCCGUUUGAUGAGGAGGACCUGGAGGAUGACGAGGACUCAGAGCCAGCAGAGAUAGAAGGGGAGGCAGCGGAGAAUGGGGACACAGGGGACACUGGUGCAGAGCUGGAGGAUGAUCAGCACUGGUCUGACGAUGCCCCAUCGGAGGCUGACACUGUGCGGCAACAGGCUGUGACGGGAGCUGGGCUGGAGCUGAGGGUGUCAGAAGGCAAGGAGGAGCCACCGCCAACCCUGGCAAGGCGCCAAGGGAGAGGUCCCUCCCAAGUCUCCAGCCCCACCCGGUCCCCUGAGAAGCAAGUGGUCCUCUCUUCCCCAGCCCACAGUCCUGAGGCACAGGGCACCAGAGCCCCUCUCCCCUCUGCUGCCACCACUCUGGGGUCACCCACAGAGAGCUCUGUGCCAGAGCCCCCACCCCCCCAUGGGGAGCCCACCACAGGCCCUCCCGUCCGAUCGCAGCCGGAAGCCAGGACGCCGCCCUCACCCACCAGCCCACCGCACCGGACCCCCCUGGUCCCCCUCCCCAUCUGCUCCCAACCUCAGCCGUCCUCAGAGGCCACUGUGCCAUCUCCCACCAUGUCCCCCAUCCGCUUCCAGCCCACACCGGCCAGGACAUCUACCCCCCUGGCGCCCCUCCCCACAAAGAACCAAGGGGAUGCCAAGGACACCCUGGGCAGCCCCCUCGCUGUGGACGAGGCCCUGAAACGCAGCGACCUGGUGGCAGAGUUCUGGAUGAAGAGUGCGGAGAUCCGCCGCAGCCUGGGGCUCAAACCCGUGCAUCGGAGCCCAGGGCCCGAGCCUGGCUUCCAGCCCACGUCCCUGAAGGCCUAUCCAGCUGAGAGGUCCCCUCAGGGUGAAGGGCUCAGGCUCCUAAAGCCUCCCCCCAUCCCCAAGAGGCUGGGCCUGCCCAUUGCAGAGGGGGCUCAGCCCUCCCUGCCCACCCCGGGGUCCCCGCCAGACAGGGAGCUGAAGAGCCCCCGCGAGGAGCACAGAGACCUGUCCAGCAGCUCGGGGCUGGGCCUGCAGGCCAGCUCCUCCCGCACCAGGACGCCUGGCAGCCAGAGCUUCAACACCUCAGACUCCACCAUGCUCACGCCCCCCUCCAGCCCGCCGCCCCCACCCCCCGACGAGGAGCCCGCCACCCUCCCCAGGGAGCCCACGGCCCCUGCACCACCGCCCCCGCCCCCGCCGGCCGCCUGCACACGGUCUCCCCGGGAGGAGGCUCGGAAGUCGUUUGUGGAGAGUGUGGACGAGAUCCCCUUCGCCGACGACGUGGAGGACACGUAUGAUGACCGCACAGAGGACUCGAGCCUGCAGGAGCCGUUCUUCACGCCCCCCUCCCACUGGUCCCGCCUCGAGCAGCCCCCCCGGCCGCCCCUGGCCCAGGAGAAUGGGAGGGGGCCAGUGGCAGAGAGUGGGGUCCAGCCACAGAAGCGGGGGCUGCCACUGGUCUCCGCAGAAGCCAAGGAGCUGGCCACGGAGCGCAUGCGGGCCCGGGAGAAGUCAGUGAGGAGCCAGGCGCUGAGGGACGCCAUGGCCCGGCAGCUGAGCCGGAUGAAGGAGCUGGACACAGCAGCCCCGACCCCCAGGACCCCAGCACCCCGCAGAGCCGCCGCUGCGCCCCCCAAGGGCAGGGGACCUGGGCCCCAGGGCUCCGAGGAACCCACCCUCAGGCACGAGGCCACCAGUGAGGAGGUCCUGUCCCCUCCCUCAGACUCAGGGGGCCCAGAUGGCUCCGUCACCUCAUCCGAGGGCUCUAGCGGGAAGAGCAAGAAGAGAUCGUCCCUCUUCUCCCCCCGAAGAAACAAGAAGGAGAAGAAGCCCAAGGGUGAGGGCCGACCCCCAGAGAGGCCCAGCCCCCUGGAGGGGACAGCUGCCAAGCCCCGGUCCCUGUGGAAGUCUGUCUUCUCUGGGUACAGGAGGGACAGGAGGAAGAAGGGGGAUGGCACGUCCUGUCCCAGCACCCCAUCCAGUGGAGGCACCAUAGACGCCAGCAAGCCCGGGGCAUCUGCUGUUGUGAGAGCAGAGCUGCGGCCCCGGCGCCAGCUGAGCUGCUCGGAAGACUCAGACCUCUCCAGCGACGACGUCCUCGAGCGGGCCUCACAGAAGUCCAGGAGAGAGCCGAGAACUUACACAGAGGAGGAGCUAAACGCCAAGCUGACCCGGCGUGUGCAGAAGGCAGCUCGGAGGCAGGCCAAACAGGAGGAGCUCAAGCGGCUGCACCGGGCCCAGAUCAUCCAGCGGCAGCUGGAGCAGGUGGAGGAGAAGCAGCGGCAGCUGGAGGAGAGAGGGGUCGCGGUGGAGAAGGCGCUGCGAGGGGAAGCAGACUAUUGGGGAGAGUCUUAUUACAGUGACCUCAUCGACUUGCACCUGGGUGUUGAGCCCAGUGGCGGGACUCCACGGCGUAGACCUCUCUCCUUCUGCCCUUGCUGUGUCCAGGAAGGCAUGGGCAAGCAGGAUGACCCCAAGCUGAUGCAGGAGUGGUUCAAGCUGGUGCAGGAGAAGAAUGCCAUGGUGCGCUAUGAGUCAGAGCUGAUGAUCUUUGCCCGGGAGCUGGAGCUAGAGGACCGCCAGAGCCGGCUACAGCAGGAGCUCCGAGAGCGGAUGGCUGUGGAAGAUCACCUGAAGACAGAGGAGGAGCUGUCGGAGGAGAAGCGGAUCCUGAACGAGAUGCUGGAUGUGGUGGAGCAGAGGGAUGCCCUGGUGGCCCUGCUGGAGGAGCAGCGGCUGCGGGAGAAGGAGGAGGACCGGGACCUGGAGGCCGCCAUGCUGUCCAAGGGCUUCAGCCUGAACUGGUCCUGAGCGCCCACCAACCACCUGGACCCAGACCUGGGCAGCCUGUUGCCCCUGGGGCUCGGAUGUCCACGAGUCUGGGCAGCUCAGCCUCCUCAGAGGUCCCGACCUCCCGCUCUAGAGAGAGGAGGGCGGAGUAGGGUAGGGUGUGGGACGGAGGCCUGCCCACAGAGGACAAGGAGGAGGCUGCUCCCUGCUCCCCAAGCACCCCGGGCGGUGAGGCUGGGCUGGAAGUUCCUCCUGCUGGGGUUGGGGGGGCCACACCCCAGGCUUCUCCCUGCUGGGGCCUGGGGCCUGAACCUGCUGCAUUUUGCUUUCAAUUCACAACACUGGAAAAACCCUGACUUUGGGGGACAGCUGAGGCCCUGCAUCCGGCCCCGCUGAUGGGCCAGCGUCAUCAUAGGCCGUCCCUUUGGGCAGGAGGCCCCCAUUCUCUGCUUUGUUCCUGUGUUUGCGCCAAACGCAGCUGACAGCCUGGCGAGACGUGAGGCCGCUUUGGACCCUCUUUGUCAAUUAACUUAUUUUUUUAAUACUUGAAAAGAAGCUACUUCAUUUUUGUAUCUUUACCAGAGACACUGAUGGCCUGGCACCUGGGGUAGCGGUUGUGGAGGUGUGGCCCAACGGACCACAUUUAUCGCCCUAUUUAUUACCCUCCUUCGGGCCAGCUGAGACCCUCGUGUGGGUCCCCACUCAGAAGACCCCUGUCCACCUGGCACCAGACGUCCGUGUCUGUGCCAUUUGCUUGUCAAGGAUACAUUUCAGCGCUGCUGGAAGCCAAGCCACAAGGCACAGGUGCCUGUCGCCCACACUGUUGGAAUCCUGGCGCUUCAGAGCCCAUCUUAUCCUCAGUUUUGGUGCCAAGGUCUCACGUCCCACAACACUUAGAAAGUUUUAGGUGGGCUACACCAGCAUGUGGGGCCUGCAGCUGGAGGCACCGUGACAGCACAGGGUGGCUGCGGUCUUGGUCACACUCACACAACAGCCCUGCACCCCCCCCACAUGCCCCCCAGAGUGAGGCAUGGGGUGAGAAGCACAGUGAAGCCAGCUCUAGCCGUGGUUCCACCACAGGCCUCCGAGUGCAGUUCACAGAGCUGUUGUUGCCAAGCUCGCCCCCCAGCGUGAGCGUACAGUUGGCCCCAGGGGUCCAGUCCUGAGGCCCUUGAGCCAGCUCCUGGUGGAGCCAGGCCAGCGUGGAAGGACGAGAGGCCUCCGCACCAACCUGGGACUGUCCCUGGGGAACCGCAUCGUGCCUCAACCAGAACACAGUCAUUCUUACUGCAGAGGAGCGAAGAACUGGCUCCCUCGCUGUGUACCAGAGCUGCCAUCUCUUGUGGAAUCCAGGGACGCACUGCUUCACCCAUGGCGCCUCUGACCAUCACCUCCUGCUUUCUAAUGAGGCAGAGCCUCUAUUUUUAUUCUCGUUUCUUAAAAGGGGGAGCAUAGGGUGUUCUAGAUUCCAGCUUUAAACCCCAGCCAUCCAGUAAAACUGGGCUUGGGUUAGGAUUCAUCGCCUGUGUGGCCUUUGCCUAAUCUCACCCACCACCCACAGGCCCUGUGACUUCCAGGCCUGCCUCUGGAGCCCCUGCCACCCGGGAUGAGGACAAGUUUACAGUGGCCAGAAGGGACGUGGCCAUAUGAUAGGCUUGCGUGGCCCGAUGUAGCAGGAGCGCCUGGACACCUGCCACUCCAGAAGUGCACUGUGCCUACAGGUGUGAGGAUGGCCGGAAGGCUCCCAAGAAGCCCAGAAAUGCUCCCCAGCUCCUCCAGCAGGGCUUCUACUUCAGGUUCUAAGAGAGCACUUUUUCCUCAAGGUCCCAUUUUAUAACCACUAGUUUGCAGGUUGUCUUAGCGCCCUGCUGAUGGGCUACACGCAGUGUUUCCCAGCUCUGGACUUGCACGCAGCUCCAGUCAAGUCCCCUUGAAGGCAGGGCAGCAGGAAAUCUUUCUGAAAUGCCAGAGUGUGAGUCAGCCCGAGCCCAGACAGGGGCGACCAGAGUCCGCCUCGGCAGAGGGAAGGCAGCAGGGCCCCUGGCCUGAGUCCAAGGUCACCAGCGGGUCCAGCCCUGCUCAGACGGCGUCUCCUGGCCUUUGCCCCCAGGAGCCACCUUCCAGCUGCUCUUGACCAGCAAUGACAGACUAUCUUCAAAAGAGCAGAAUUUUUCAGGAGGGCAGAAAAUGGAGAGAGUUUAAAGAAAAAAUGUAAAGAUGGUAACAACUGACCUACAAAGGGGAAUGGGCCAUUUUAUGCGCAAUAAAAGUUUUUACAAGAA